AUGGUUAAAUACACGAGUUUAUUAGUAGCUCUUUUGGCCACUAUUUCGGCUGUAAGCUCACUUCCAGUAUCAUAUUUACCACCUGGUUGUGAUGUAGGCAUAAAUGGAAACAUUGGGUGUGGCAAUACCGGCAAAGGAAAUGUAGGAAAUAACAACGGUGGUAAUGGAAAUGUUGGCAGUGGAAAUGGAAACUCUUCAUCAAAGGGCAACAACGGUAACUACAACGUCGGAAAUAGGAAUGGCGCGCAGGCCGAGGGAACUAACAACGGAAACAACAACGUCGGUAGCGACAAUGGUUCUAUUGUCGGUGGAAGCAACAAUGGAAAUAAGAAUGUUGGCAGUGGAAAUGGAUAUUAUGUCGGUGUAGGAAAUGCUAAGGACGGAACUUCAGGAAAUAACAACGGUAACUCUAAUAUUGGCAAUAAUAACGGAGCGCAUAAUGGAAACUAUAAUGGUGGUAGCAAGAACGGAAAUAAUUCGGGAAAUCAUAACUUGUCAAGUGAUAAUGGAAGCGGUAAUGGAAACUUUAACGGCCCUGAUGGAUCAAACAAUGGUAAUGAUAAUGGAAACGAUAAUGGUCCCCAAAAUAUUGGAAAAUAUGUGAUGACCCAUUUCCAGAAAUAA
Ambispora gerdemannii is the source of this 624-nucleotide messenger RNA. Lineage: Eukaryota; Fungi; Glomeromycota; Glomeromycetes; Archaeosporales; Ambisporaceae. The record is from the annotation of a GenBank genome assembly.